AAUAUAUAUAUUCACAUUCAAUCAUAAAAAAAACCUAAGAGCGUUAGAACAGAAAAGAAGUGCAAACAAGGCGCACAUAAUAAUAGUACCCUUCUUCUUCGUUUCUUAGCUCUCCACUCGCCUAUUAACCCUCACCGGAAUCUCUGAUUCGAUCUUGGUUUUCCCAUAUAGCACAAGACAUAGAGCCGUGUGAAUUUGCGAUAUGCUGGGUAAUUGUCGCCAAUACCCAAUCUCUUGGGUACUCCUUUACCAACCCCCACCGCCGCAUUAAUUAUUUUUCUCUUGGAAUCGGACAAAGGUUCCACUGAGACUGAAACUUUUUAAGGCCAAAAAAAUGCUCGAUUCGGUUCUUCUGGCGCUUUUCUUGCCGUGCCUUGGCAUGAGCGGGGUUUUUAUCGUCUACAUGUGCCUUCUAUGGUACGCCACUACCCGCCGCAACCAACCCCCCAUUGACGGUCAACCGGUGAAGCCCGUAACUGAUAAGGGUCUAUCAGCUUUGGAGUUGGAGAAGCUUCCAAAAAUCACCGGCAAAGAACUCGUCUUGGGCACCGAAUGCGCCGUCUGCCUCGACGAGAUCGAGAGCGAGCAACCGGCUAGAGUGGUCCCCGGUUGCAACCAUGGAUUUCAUGUCCAAUGCGCUGACACCUGGCUCUCUAAGCACCCUAUUUGCCCCGUUUGUAGGACCAAGCUGGACCCGCAAAUCUUCACUUCCCAAAGCCCCUGCUGAACAAUGAAGCAUUCAUUAUUCAAGGAAUGAAUAAGGGAAGCCAAAUUUUCAAUUAGUAAUUUCAUAAUUAUCUUUAUUGUUUUCUUUGUCAGUUCUUUAUAGUUUCUUGAACUUCCGUUACUAAUUAUUAUUAUUAUUAUUAUGUGUCGUGUAGUGGUUCAGUGGUUGUGGUGUGUUAUGGCCUGGAUGAAUUUAGCAGUAGUACCCGAAAAUUCAGAAGCCAUGUUUAAUUUAUGUGUUUAUUGUUUAAUUUUUAUAUUAUGGGGUUUGGAGGAGAUGUAACUGUGAAGCUUGUUGGAAUUUUUCA
Molecule: messenger RNA, 1034 nt
Organism: Glycine soja
Lineage: Eukaryota; Viridiplantae; Streptophyta; Magnoliopsida; Fabales; Fabaceae
Product: E3 ubiquitin-protein ligase ATL23-like
Exons: 1
Coding region: 335-727 (130 amino acids)
Source: RefSeq, a predicted model, not a curated record